ACUGUUCGAGUCAUCAUCACACAUUUUCUCAUAAAAAAUCCGGCAUUUGUUGACAAUUAUGGAAAGUUUUAUCGAGCUUCAUCGUCCUCAGUUGCAAGGAAGUGGCGUGCCGCCGCAUUAUUGGCCUGUUUUAUACGAAAAAAUCGCCAAUCAGACUUUCGAUGCCGGUUUAGCAUUUCAAUUGUUGCAAGUUGACUACGGCGACGAUGGUCCAUCGGAAGAAGACCCCGUUUAUGCUGUUGCCACAACGAAACCCAUCUCCUUAGAUGACUCCAAUGCCAUUUUCCUGAUCGAUCACGCAUGGACUUUCCGUCUCGACAUGGCAAAAAAGCAACUUGAGACAGUUCCCGGCUUGCUGGAUCGCAUGUCGGGCAUCAUGGGUGUCAAUACGGAAGAAAAUGACCAAGAAACCUCGAUCGAAAAGGUUUUAAAUGCCAUGUGGCGCUACGUUCAAACGUAUUCCGUAAACGCCAGCGGUCUCGCCGUCGAAAAUCGCAUGCCAAUCUGGUACAUUGUCGACGAAGUUGGUUCAGCGGUGCAUCAUUCUGACACUCCCAACUUCCGAAUGGUCCCUUUCAUGCACGUAGACGAGCAAAUAACGUACAGUUUGUUAUUCCCGAUCAAAGAUAUCGACGAAGGUGAUCUCGUGACGCGAGAUUUUGUCGAAGGUGUGACUGUCAAAGAGCACCGCGACGCCCUCUUACUUCCGUGGCGCUUCACAGACUUCGAAAGUCACUCUUUUGAGUUCAAGGAACCUCCUGUGGAGUAUUUUUUGCAUGGACACAUCGAGGAAACACUUCCAGGGGAAGAUGUUGCUCAACCAAAAAUCGAUCCAAACCGUCCUUUACGCGUUUUUGCCGAAUAUGACAUGGUUAAGGAGCAUUUGACAGAUCCCGCCUUCGAAAUUGUCGAAAACGAAGAAACCGCGGAUAUUCUUUGGUACACGAAACACUUCAAGGGAUUUAAAGAACUGAGUGAAACGAUGCCAGAUCGCUUUGUGAACCAAUUUCCGUUCGAAAAUGUCCUUACAAUCAAAGAUUUACUGUCAAUUGUCGCUCGUAGGGCUUCCGAAAAACACUUUGACCUUGAAACUCUUGAAGGUCAUCCAAAAUGGCUGCCAGUGACAUUCAAUUUGCGCACGGAAAUCGUCGAAUUUGCGGCUUAUUAUCAAAAUCGCGCGGCAAAAGAGCUCGACAAUCACUGGAUUGUGAAGCCUUUCAACCUGGCACGUGGCUUAGAUACCCACAUAACCUCAAAUAUCGCCCAAAUCAUGCGUCAUUCCGAAACGGGACCGAAAAUCGCGCAGAAAUACAUCGAAAAGCCAGUUCUUUUUCACCGCCCAGAGGUUGAGGGAAAGGUAAAGUUCGAUAUUCGGUAUGUGGUGAUGUUAAAAGAGGCGGGGGCAGCACCAGAAGUGUACAUGUACAACAAUUUCUUCCUGAGAUUCGCUAAUAAACCUUAUGAACUCAACGACUUCGAUGUUUAUGAGAAACAUUUUACGGUCAUGAACUAUGUCGAACACGCGAAUUUGCAUCAUUUGAAGUGCGAGGACUUUUUAAUUGAAUGGGCGAAGCAAUAUCCGGACCAUCCGUGGCAGGAAAUCGAAGAUCAAAUCGCUCAGGUGUUUAAGGAAUUGUUUGAAGCGGCUUGUAAAAAGCCUCCGCCAUGCGGAAUUGCGAAAUCGCCACAGUCGAGAGGUGUUUAUGCGGCAGAUUUGAUGCUCGGGUGGGAAGGAGACAAGAUGCAAGUUAAGUUAUUGGAGAUGAACUACACGCCGGACUGCCAACGAGCGUGUCAGUACUACGAAAACUUCUUCAAUGACAUCUUUAAACUUCUUUUCUUGAACGAAUUUAACGAUUUGGUCUUCCGACGAGUCAAUUAAUCCCCAGAAAUUCAAGAAAAAAUUAUUUUUUGACUAAAUUUUGGAUUUUUUCUAAUUAAUUUCUAUUAAAAAAUUAAAAAUUUCUAUUUUUUCACGUA
Messenger RNA from Culicoides brevitarsis, 1980 nucleotides. RefSeq names its product tubulin--tyrosine ligase-like protein 12 (gene TTLL12). Gene Ontology annotation, biological process: protein modification process. NCBI's taxonomy places the organism in Eukaryota, Metazoa, Arthropoda, Insecta, Diptera, Ceratopogonidae. The transcript is spliced from 2 exons. Gene Ontology annotation, cellular component: cytoplasm. The record is from RefSeq and is a predicted model, not a curated record. The coding region runs from base 59 to 1882 and encodes 607 amino acids.